Messenger RNA from Arachis duranensis, 3684 nucleotides. Its product is annotated as ubiquitin-activating enzyme E1 1. Gene Ontology annotation, molecular function: ubiquitin activating enzyme activity. Gene Ontology annotation, cellular component: cytoplasm; nucleus. Gene Ontology annotation, biological process: protein ubiquitination; ubiquitin-dependent protein catabolic process; DNA damage response. The record is from RefSeq and is a predicted model, not a curated record. Lineage: Eukaryota; Viridiplantae; Streptophyta; Magnoliopsida; Fabales; Fabaceae.
UCUUGAGUUAUCUGAUCAUCACUUCUUUGUGACUCUGUCCGUCUCCUUCCACUUCUCUUCUCUCUGAGAAGACCGAAGGCAAGAAGGCCUGUACAAAUGGGAGAGUAGCACCUCUCCCAUACAAAUACCGAACCCCAAACAGCCUCUUAUUAUGAAAAUCCAUAAAUACCCCUGUUCUUUCUCACCUAUAUAAUUCCGCAAAUGAAAUGAGACCACCUUCGUAGAAUAAUAAACCCGCAAAACCACACUCACAAUCACAAGAAAAGAUCGAAACCAUAACCAUUUCCCUCUGAUUCUCGAAAACCAAUCAGAUUUGACCACUCCUCUCUUCCUUCCUUCUUCUCACGAAGGUGUUCCAAUCGCUUACUGCACUAUAUGCUUCGUGUAAAGCGACCCUGCGAAGGAGUGUUUGUAGAAGAAGACACUCAGAGCAUAAUCAGCAACAACAACAGCGUUUUCCUCAAGAAGAAUCGGAACACAGUUUCCUCUGCCCCAACCGAUACCGCUGUGGACUCCACAGUGAACAAAGACAACAGUAGCUUCUGUAGCAGCAGUAGUAACAACGACACCAGCAACAGCCGAACAACUAUGGCUUUGGGUGAAUCCAACCCACCGGAUAUUGAUGAGGAUCUGCACAGCCGACAGCUCGCUGUGUAUGGCCGUGAGACAAUGAGGAGGCUGUUUGGGUCCAAUGUGUUGGUCUCAGGGAUGCAGGGCCUUGGUGUUGAGAUCGCAAAGAAUCUCAUUCUUGCGGGUGUCAAAUCUGUGACAUUGCAUGAUGAGAGGACUGUAGAGCUAUGGGAUCUGUCCAGUAAUUUUGUGUUUUCAGAGAAUGACAUUGGAAAAAACAGGGCGCUGGCUUCUGUUAGUAAGUUGCAGGAGCUCAAUAAUGCAGUGCUUGUACUAACAUUGACAACUGAACUGACAACAGAGCAGCUUUCUAGAUUUCAGGCUGUUGUUUUCACUGAAAUUAGUCUUGAGAAAGCUAUUGAGUUCAAUGAUUUCUGCCACACUCAUCAGCCUCCUAUUGCUUUUAUCAAAACUGAAGUUAGAGGUCUUUUUGGCAAUGUAUUCUGCGAUUUUGGGCCUGCAUUCACUGUCGUCGAUGUUGAUGGAGAGGAACCCCAUACUGGUAUAGUUGCAUCAAUCAGCAAUGACAACCCUGCUCUAGUAUCUUGUGUUGACGACGAGAGGCUUGAGUUUCAGGAUGGAGAUCUUGUUGUAUUCUCUGAAGUUCAUGGUAUGAAAGAAUUGAAUGAUGGAAAGCCCAGAAAGAUAAAAAAUGCUAGAGCAUAUUCAUUUACCCUUGAAGAAGACACUACAAACUAUGGUGGUUAUGAGAAAGGUGGUAUUGUCACACAGGUCAAACAACCCAAGAUAUUGAACUUUAAGCCACUCAGGGCAGCACUAAGUGAUCCAGGAGAUUUUCUUCUGAGUGAUUUUUCCAAGUUUGAUCGCCCGCGUCUUCUUCACAUAGCAUUUCAGGCUUUGGAUAAGUUUAUUUCUGAGUUGGGUCGCUUACCUGUUGCUGGUUCAGACUCUGAUGCUCAGAAGCUUAUAUCCAUUGUUAGUGAUUUCAAUGACGCCUUAGCUGAUGAUAAAUUGGAAGAUAUAAAUCCAAAACUUCUGCGAUAUUUUGCCUUUGGUGCUAGGGCCGUUUUGAACCCUAUGGCUGCCAUGUUUGGUGGAAUUGUCGGACAAGAUGUUGUCAAAGCAUGUUCUGGGAAGUUUCAUCCGCUUUUUCAGUUUUUCUACUUUGAUUCUGUUGAGUCACUUCCUACAGAACCAGUGGAUCCUGAUGAUUUAAGACCAGUAGGUAGUCGAUAUGAUGCACAGAUUUCAGUUUUUGGACAGAAGUUACAGAAGAAAUUGGAGGAUUCUCAAGUGUUUGUUGUUGGAUCUGGUGCUUUAGGAUGCGAGUUUUUGAAAAAUCUUGCUCUCAUGGGAGUUUCUUGUGGAAGUCAAGGGAAGCUGACAAUUACUGAUGACGAUGUUAUAGAGAAGAGUAACCUAAGCAGGCAGUUCCUUUUCCGUGAUUGGAAUAUUGGACAGGCGAAGUCUACGGUUGCUGCUUCAGCUGCUGCAUCUAUAAAUACUGCAUUGAAUAUUGUUGCUCUGCAAAAUCGUGUUAGCAGUGAAACUGAAAAUGUAUUUCAUGAUGCCUUCUGGGGAAACUUGAGUGUCGUGAUCAAUGCGCUAGACAAUGUCAAUGCGAGAUUAUAUGUUGAUCAAAGAUGCUUGUAUUUCCAAAAGCCUCUUCUGGAGUCUGGAACUCUUGGAACCAAAUGCAAUACCCAGAUGGUCAUUCCUCACCUAACGGAAAACUAUGGUGCAUCAAGAGAUCCACCAGAGAAACAGGCACCAAUGAAUGCCUAUUUGUCUAAUCCCAACGAAUAUACUAAUGCAAUGAGGAAUGCUGGUGAUGCUCAAGCACGGGAUAACCUGGAGCGUGUUCUUGAGUGCCUGGACAGGGACAAGUGUGAAACUUUUGAAGACUGUAUUACUUGGGCUCGUCUAAAGUUUGAAGAUUAUUUUGCUAACCGGGUGAAGCAGUUAAUAUAUACUUUUCCUGAAGAUGCUCAAACCAGCACUGGAUCUCCAUUCUGGUCUGCACCGAAAAGAUUUCCCCAUCCACUACAGUUCUCAGCCUCUGAUGCAGGUCACGUACAUUUUGUGAUGGCAGCUGCUAUUUUACGAGCAGAGAGUUUUGAUAUCCCAAUCCCCGACUGGGGAAAGAACCCUACAAAGCUGGCUGAAGCAGUUGAUAAAGUGAUAGUACCUGAUUUUCAGCCUAAGAAAGAUGUGAAUAUAGUGACAGAUGAGAAGGCCACCAGUCUCUCUACUGCUUCCAUAGACGAUGCAGCUGUUAUCGAUGAUAUAAUAAUCAAGUUAGAGAGGUGCCGAGCAAAUUUGCCACCAGAGUUCAGGAUGAAACCAAUACAAUUUGAGAAGGAUGAUGAUACAAACUACCAUAUGGAUGUUAUAGCUGGGCUUGCCAAUAUGAGGGCACGGAAUUACAGCAUUCCCGAGGUUGACAAGCUGAAAGCCAAGUUCAUCGCCGGACGGAUCAUUCCCGCAAUUGCAACCUCAACUGCUAUGGCUACUGGUCUUGUCUGCUUGGAGCUUUACAAAGUCUUGGAUGGAAGACACAAAGUGGAAGAUUACAGAAACACAUUUGCUAACCUAGCUCUGCCUCUGUUUUCAAUGGCUGAGCCAGUUCCUCCAAAGGUUAUGAAGCAUCAGGAUAUGAACUGGACAAUUUGGGACAGAUGGGUUCUAAACGAGAAUCCUACCCUCAGGGAGCUCCUUCAUUGGCUCAAGGCGAAGGGAUUAAAUGCAUAUAGUAUUUCAUGUGGGAGUUGCAUGCUCUAUAAUAGUAUCUUCAACAAGUUCAAAGACCGAAUGGAUAGAAAAGUAGCAGAUCUGGCAAGGGAUGUGGCCAGGUUGGAGAUUCCGCCAUACCGUAGCCACGUUGAUGUCGUGGUGGCCUGUGAUGAUGAUGAUGGUAAUGAUAUUGACAUCCCCCUGGUAUCCGUUUAUUUCCGUUAGGUACUUGCAUCUUAUCAGUAGACUUAGGGUAAGGAAAAGACAUGACACUAGUGUUCCAUAUUUAUAGUGGACACAACAUUUGUAGACCAUACCACGGUUCAUACAUGAAUUGAAAUACACUUCCAUUGCUAGCUA